AUGAUAACGACGACAAAGAAGACUGAUCUUUUUUGUAGAUUAAUUCAUACAACAUACAACAACAACAACAACAACAACAACAACAACAACAACAACAACAACAUGUUGAAUUGUUAUAUAAAUAGAUGUAUUACAUCUUCUCUUCUUAGACCAAUAAUAUCAUUGUCUGGUGCUGGUGCUGCUAGUGGCUGCACCCUCUCUUCGUUGUCGACCAACACAACAACAACAAGCAUUACAUACCACCACCACCAACAACAACAACAACACAAUAAUAAUACCUCUAGUUACAACAAUAACAAUAACAAUCAAGUUUAUUAUAGUAGUAGUAGUAGUAGUAGUAGUAAUCUAGCAACAUUCUCUACCUCUAAUAAUACAUCUCAUCACAACAACAACAACAACAACAACAACAAAGCAAUUGAUCUCAACUUCUCAUUGAUCAAUGCACCAACCAAUAAUAAUAAUAAUAAUAAUAGUGCACACAAUAUUAUCAUUCUUCAUGGUUUAUUUGGUGCUGCUUCCAAUUGGAGAUCGAUAUCACCUAAAAUUGCACAAGAAGCUAAUUCAAUGGUAGAAGAUAUCAAAGCGUUGGUUGAAAAGCAUUCAAUCAAGAAUCUAUCAUUGGUAGGUCAUAGUAUGGGAGGAAAGGUUGCAAUGCUUUACUCUCUUUUCUAUCCAAAUACAAUCGAUAAACUAAUCAUUGUAGACAUAUCACCAAAUACUCUUACACAAUCUACUUUACAAGACUUUACAAAAUAUUUAAAGGCAAUGCAAUCACUCGAUCUAAAUACUUUAAAAUCAAGAAAAGAAGCUGAAGAUUAUUUCCUUCCAAUUGAAAGUAAUACAAUUGUUAGAAGAUUUUUAUUGACCAAUUUGACGACAUCAAAUGAUGGUAGCGGAUAUAAAUGGAGGAUCAAUGUUGAUUCAAUACUAUCUAAUCUAGGAGAACUAUCAAAAUUCCCAGCCGAUCAAUCACCAACAGCCAUAUCCAGUAAAACAUCACCACAAUUCUUUGGAGAUACAUUAUUUGUAGGUGGUGGCAACUCCAACUAUAUCAGACCAUCAGAUCAUUCACUUAUAAAGAAAUAUUUCCCCAAUGCCACCAUUGAAAUGGUACCAAACACUGGUCAUUGGAUACACGCAGAAUCACCUCAACUAUUCACUCAAAUCGUUUCAAACUUUAUGAAAUAUUCUUCUAUUACUGGAGUUUAA
Cavenderia fasciculata is the source of this 1209-nucleotide messenger RNA. RefSeq lists its product as uncharacterized. The transcript is spliced from 3 exons. The record is from RefSeq and is a predicted model, not a curated record. The coding region runs from base 1 to 1209 and encodes 402 amino acids. Lineage: Eukaryota; Evosea; Eumycetozoa; Acytosteliales; Cavenderiaceae. Gene Ontology annotation, cellular component: mitochondrion.